CCUUCUCGAAGAUGAAAAAAUUGAGAUUGCUCAAAGUGCUUUGCCUAUCAAAUUGUGAUGAUCUUAAAUAUCUUUCUAAUGAACUACGACUUUUAGAUUGGACAGGAUAUCCUUUAAAAUAUUUACCUUCAAGCUUCCAACCGAACAACCUUAUCGCACUUCUUUUACCAUAUAGUCACAUUGAACAAUUAUGGAAGGAAAAUAGAGUAAGAAUUAACUCAUCUUAUCCUUAUGUUUUAGCUUAUUUUAACAUAAAUGAUAAAACUUUGAUUAAGGUAAAAAAAAUAAAAAUGAGCAUUAUUAUGUUUUCUCAUUUGUAUCUAAUUUGUUAGUGUUUUCAACAGCCCUUGUAUAAGUUGAAAAUGAUGAACCUCAAAGGGUCCCAAAACCUGAUCAAGACACCAGACUUCACAACAGCAUCAAAUCUUGAAGUUUUGAUUUUGGAAGGUUGUACCAAAUUAGUGGAUGUUCAUCCAUCAAUCGGAGUGCUUAAGAGUCUUAAACUUUUGAAUUUAAGAGAUUGCAAAAGUCUUAGGACUCUUCCGACCAAAAUUGGAAUGGAAUCUCUUGAAACAUUAAUUCUUUCAGGUUGCUCAAGUCUUGCAAGGUUUCCGGAGAUUGAUAGGAAAAUGGAACGUCUAAAAAUUCUAGAUCUUUCCAGUUGUUAUAGAGUGGAAAAUUUAUGGGAGAAUUUGCAGCAAGCAAAGUUUUUGGAAAAGCUCGACUUGAGUGAAACAGCUAUAACAGAACCACCAUCCUUCAUUUUUCAAUUUAAAAAUCUUGAAGUUCUGUCUUUCAAUGGGCGCAAGGGACGAUCAUAUAAGUUCCUACCAAAUUUACCUUCUCUUUUCAGGGUAAUCCAAGGAAGAAGGACGAAUCCCAUGGCUCGGAUGUUGCCUUUGUUGUCAGGUUUGAGUUCAUUAAGAGUGCUAAAAGUAAGGGACUGCAGUCUUUGUGAAGGAGAUAUUCCACGUGAUAUUUCUGGUUUAUCCUCUUUGAUACAUCUUGAUCUUAGUGGUAACAAUUUCAUCAGCAUACCUGCAUCUCUUACUCGACUCUCGAAGCUUGGGUAUCUUGAAUUGUCAAAUUGCAACAUUUGCACUCUUGGUGAAGCAGAUAUUCAUGGUCUAUCCUCUUUGGAAUUCCUUGAUCUUAAGCGUAACAAUUUCAUCAGCCUACCUGCAUCUCUUACUCGACUCUCAAAGCUUGAGUUUCUUGGAUUGUCAAAUUGCAUGAAACUUAAAUAUUUGCCUGAGCUUCUAGCAAGUAUAGAAAGGGUGCAGAUAGAUGGUUGUGCUUCACUUGAAGUAGUUGCAAGUCCAUCAAAAGCAUGCAAUUUAGUGGAUUUGGGUUUCAUUAGAGCCAUUAACUGCUUCAAAUUGGCUGAGAAUAUCAAUGCAUUAACACUGCUGAAAAAACAUCUUAAGGCAUUUGCAAAUUCAAGAAAAAAGUUUGAUAUUAUUAUGCCCGGAAGUGAAAUCUCAGAAUGGUUUAGCCAACAAAAAAAUGACUGUUCAAUUAAGAUGCCCCUACCUAUCAACCUUCGGAAAGAUAGUCAAUGGAUUGGAGUUGCUUGUUGCUGUAUUUUUGUCAAUAAUGAUGCUUCAAGGGAUAACGAGGUUAUCGUUUGUGGAGCAUGUAUCUAUUGUAGAAAUUCUGAACAAGCCAGCUGUAAUGGAUCUAUCUUUUGAGGUAGAAAUUCUCGACAGAUUAAUAGUAGUGGCUUGGGGUUGGGUAGAGGAAUAAUGAAAGAUCACCUUUUUCUUCGUUAUUGGUCGCGUGAUAAAUUAUAUCCAUUUUCCUUGGAAGAUAAAUGUGGUGACUGUGAAACCAAUAAUUUAUGGGCAACAGAUGGCUUAGAUAAAAAAUGCGAUGAGCUUGAGGUGUCUUUCAGGACGCCACAUUUCCCUUGUGUUAAGGUGAAGAAGUGUGGUGUUAGAAUAGUGUACGAGAAAGAUUUGGAAGAAAUAAAAGAGUUGCAAUGCCAUAGCACUCAAAGUUUUCCAAAUUUUGAACAAAUCCACCAGCACUCUGCUCAAAACGAUGAAUCAGUAGGUAACACUUCUCACAUAAAACGAAAAUGUAAUAUCUACGAGGAAGCUGAGGAAGAAGGGCCACAACCAAAACGGAUGCAAAAACUUUUCAGUUUUAUAACGGGCCAAUCUCAUCAGAAGCAUUAAUUGUGAUAUGGAGGCUAUCUUUUUUAGAGCUAGUUGGACCAGCUGGUUGUAAUAUGCUUGAGUUUUCUUUCACAACCCCAAUUGGUCACAGUCUUAAGGUGAAAAAGUGUGGUGCUGGAAUAGUGUAUAAGAAUGAUUUGGAAGAAAUUGUUAAGCUUUAGCAUGCAAUGCAACAUGCAAACUAGCAUUUGAGCUGAACCAAAUGAAGCAAAAUCAUUUUGUUUAUUUGUAACUUGACUUGGUUGCUUUGUAAUCUAAAUUUUAAGUUAGUAGGAUUUGGUCAAGAUUUGAAUGUGAUAGCUAGUAUGUCAGCUACAUUUUGUUUGUAAUUUUAGCUAAGCUUUUGACAAGCAUUUUCGGACCAAUUAUGUUAGGUAACUGUCAAUUUUAUUGUAACACAUAUAUACUUUAGCCAGAUGAAAUGGAAAGAAAGAAAAAUUCAUUUUCUUCCAAAAA
This is a messenger RNA of Gossypium arboreum, 2636 nucleotides long. RefSeq names its product disease resistance protein RPV1-like. NCBI's taxonomy places the organism in Eukaryota, Viridiplantae, Streptophyta, Magnoliopsida, Malvales, Malvaceae. Gene Ontology annotation, molecular function: protein binding. The record is from RefSeq and is a predicted model, not a curated record. The transcript has 3 exons. The coding region runs from base 363 to 1691 and encodes 442 amino acids.